Opisthorchis viverrini is the source of this 1866-nucleotide messenger RNA. RefSeq lists its product as hypothetical. The transcript is spliced from 4 exons. The record is from RefSeq and is a predicted model, not a curated record. The coding region runs from base 1 to 1551 and encodes 516 amino acids. Lineage: Eukaryota; Metazoa; Platyhelminthes; Trematoda; Opisthorchiida; Opisthorchiidae.
AUGUAUGGAUUUUUCGACCAAUGGGGCACAAGAUUUAAUGUGGCCCGUUACGGACUACGGAUCUUGCGUCGUUUAGUGUGUUAUCCGGGACCCGAUGUCCAUCCUCGUUUCAUGCUAACUCUGUGGACAGCACCCUUUGCUUGUGCGAGCUUCAAUGGACGGUUUCAUGGAUGUUGUAUAGUCUUUGAUCUCACACGCAAUGUGAUCACCUUGCCUGUCGUUCUGCUACUGGCUUCCCACUUCUCAUCUCAGCUAUUGCCAUGUUCGACUACCGCUGCAGAGUCGAAUCCAUUGUUGAGAUACAAUUGGUGCGAAUGGUCCGAGUGGAGCCGCUGCGCGCCAGUUAACUGCCGUAGUCGAUUCACUUUCGCGGAAUCUUGGUACGAUGAAGAGGGAGUGGGCGGAGAUGAUCCGCAGCAAUCAGAGGCUGAGGAAGAUGAUCCAGCCGCAUACUGUGUUGUCGAGCCAACGGAGAGGUCGAGAAAAGUUAUACGGACUGCUGUGGUCCAAUCUGUGCGUUCCGGAAUCAAACGAGAACGAACACCGAUGAAACGUAGACAUCGGUUCUGCAAAUGCAAGUCGAUAUCCAUUUUGGGGCUCCUCGGACCCUUGGGGCGAGAUAAAUGCAUACGUGACACCCAGGAAAUCUACUGUGCCCAGUGUGUUUUCGACGAAACAAUCUACCCGACCCAGGAUCCCAACAAGGAUGUUCGUCCACUUUCCGUCUGCGAUCCACUGGCUGAUGGUCCGGUCCAACUCUACAAAAUAGUCGGUGGUGUUGCCGGAGGUGUGGUACUCAUCCUAUUCAUGUGUUGGCUUAUUCGAAUUAUGAUCAAGACAUUCUCUCGAUCCUCACGUGUCUCUGAGCGCAGACAAUCAGACUACGGUCCAGACGGACGUAGAUUCCGAUCUCGAGCCGGGCAGGCUUCACACCGAGGAGAUGCACCGUCUGACAGACAGCUGGAAGUUGCGAUCGUAGAUCCGGUGGACGGAGGUGACCGACCUGGCACCCAUGACGAAUUGCCUCCGGCUUACAAAGAUGUUGUGAACAUACUACCUAGUAUUCAGUUUGCUGGUCAAAAACCGGCCUCCGAGGCCAGUCAAGAUGACGCCAACCUCACACAAUUUUUCCGUGGUCUUCACAAACCUACGUCCCGCCGCUCCAACCGACCAGCCCGUCCCCUCAGUCUGGAUGGGGAACAGGUGGCUUCCUCAAGCCAAACAUUAGAUCCCGGGUCGGAUCAAACACCACCACCCCCAAGCUACGAGGAUGUUAUAUGUACUGGCCAAGAAAGGGAUGGAUCGCCUUUAGUAGAUGCAGCUGUUCCAUCUUGUGGCACGAGGACUGAUAGCGGAUGCAGAGGGGCAACGGAUGUCAGAACACGUGAAGGGCCCCUUCGAGAAACAGCUUCCUCCGAUGGUAGUGGAGGCGUUGGCGGUGCCAGUUACUCUACCGGAGAAACCGAUGUCCGGCUAUAUCUCCCAGACUCUCUACGGGUCACAGCUAACCCUCCAACGAACCAUCAGGAACCAUCAGCGCCACCACUUUAAUGCAUUCAUCGAACGGUGAUCAGUCACUAUCCUCAUUCCACAUUCGAAUCUGAUUGGAUAGUCCUGUUUUAUCGAUUUUACACAUUGCUUGUUCGCCUUUGCAGGAACGCUCCGAAGAGCUGUCCUUAUGUGCUUUGCCUCUGUUUCCCUCUCCUACCCAUGUAUCGAACUUGUACGAUUAAUUUUUCAUCUUUGAUGUCACUGUAAUUAUAUUUUCCCGCCACAACAAAAUGAGACUAGGCCUACAGCUGUCUGACUUUUCUGGACGCAAAGAUGAACGUUGUAUGAUUGGAAAAUCUCUACUUUCGAUCCAUG